Molecule: messenger RNA, 1140 nt
Organism: Cottoperca gobio
Lineage: Eukaryota; Metazoa; Chordata; Actinopteri; Perciformes; Bovichtidae
Gene: gemin7
Product: gem (nuclear organelle) associated protein 7
Biological process (GO): spliceosomal snRNP assembly
Cellular component (GO): SMN-Sm protein complex
Source: RefSeq, a predicted model, not a curated record
GCCUUCACACUCCAGUGCACUGGGGGGCGGUACUGCGCCUAUAAACUGCGUUACCAUCCGCCAAUAAUUCCAACGAAGAAGAAGGCGCUGCAGCAGCACUGUACCAACGUUGAGCUGCUACUGCUGUUGCUGCUAACUGGAGGAAACAAAAGACUCAACAUGGCAACGCCGGUGUCUGUGCUCCGCCUGCCAAAAGGACCCGACCCCAACUGUCGAGGAUUUGACCCCAAUUCACCCCGCUUCAUCGCUCUCUGUAGAACGUCUAUUGUCACUUCUGCUGCGUCAGAGACGGACGCUGAGCAGCUUCCAAAAGAGCAACAUGCACGAUCUGUGCUGAGAGAGAGUUUCCUCCGAUGUCUCCUCUCCAUGACCAACAAGAAAGUUCGGUUUCACCUGCAUGAGCGGGUGAAGGUGGAGGCCACGUUUGGGGCGUCUGACAUCGACGUGCUGAACUUUCAGGUGUCGGACCUGCACACUCCCAUCGGGGUGCAAAAAGAGGCACUGAUCAGGUGUCAGGAUGUGAUUUCAUUCACUUUUGAAGCGUGAACACUUGAGGCUUUUGUUUCCUGGUUAAACAGAAUAUGCCAUUUGGUUUAAAAGGCACUUGGGAGUCUCAUUUGUUGUUGCAAGUAAGCUCUAUUUUCAUACUGUGAGAUAAUAUUGUUUAUAUCAUUGUGUAAGUGUGGUUGUACGUUGCUGUUUUCAGUCCUGUCUGUAUAGUUCAGCCAAUCGUACUGCACUGGGUGACGAGCAGUCCCACUUUUUCAGCACAAGAGGGAGUCGUAUGCUUGGGAUUGGGUGAUUGACCAAAAUGUUUCUGUUCUUUUGCUGAUAACUACAAGUGUUUUCAGAAUAUAUUUACCCACAAUGACAUCCAGGAUUGUUUGUAAUCUAUAUGAAGGCUGAGCAGGUUGAGGCAUUCACUGUUUAUUUCCUUCACUUAUAACGAUACGGAGUUGAGAAAGUUGCAGAACUUAAUGGUAAUGUUUCCUUAAAGACCAGGACAUCAAACUACUAUUUAGCCUUGCACCACAAUUGGUAUCUCUGCUCUAUCUUUUGGAAACUUUAUUUCCGCAGAUUGUCAACACAAUGUUGACAACAUUAAAAACGUGUACAUUUAAUAAACGGCUUAAAAAUGUU